AUGAAUUUAUACAUUUAAACACCGUCAAUAGUAGUAGGAAAAAUAGAAUAGAGAGAGAUAAUAUCUUUAGAUAAAGAUGAAUGUGUAAAUGUAAGAGAUACAAGAACUAGUUAAGUAAGUGCUAUGUUUUGUGAAUCAAAUAUUUUAAAAUCUUAUGAGGAUUUGUGGGCAAUGAAAUACCAACUAAUGUUGAUUUAUUAUUAGCACAUAAUAUUUUCAAAUAGAAGAGUUCCAUUUAAUACAGCUGUUUAGAUUAAUGACUAUAAAACCAAAAAGACUAGAAUUAUUUUAAGUCCAGCUUUAGAUUUUUAGAACUAGAUGAAGUUUUUACAUAAUUAUCAUUAUCUGGUAAAACACCUAAAACUCCUGAAGUAUUAAUAGUUUAUAAAUAUUGAUGGUUCCAGAAUUUUCUACCUAUGA
Paramecium sonneborni is the source of this 420-nucleotide messenger RNA. The record is from the annotation of a GenBank genome assembly. NCBI's taxonomy places the organism in Eukaryota, Ciliophora, Oligohymenophorea, Peniculida, Parameciidae.